Messenger RNA from Leptopilina boulardi, 5112 nucleotides. RefSeq lists its product as uncharacterized. The coding region runs from base 198 to 4985 and encodes 1595 amino acids. Lineage: Eukaryota; Metazoa; Arthropoda; Insecta; Hymenoptera; Figitidae. The transcript is spliced from 2 exons. The record is from RefSeq and is a predicted model, not a curated record.
AACGAAUGCUUAAAUUAACUGACAAAUAAUGUAAUUUUAUUAAAAGUCAAAAUUUUCCUUCAAAUGUAACAUCUAUACUGUGAAUGUGAGAAAAAAAUAUAUGAAUUGUCGGAACAAAGGAAGAUAAAUAUUGAACAACAGAGGCGAUAUUUUGUAACAACUUAGGGAGAGACGAUAUUUUAUUGACAACUUAUAAGAUGAACACGACAUCAAUUUUUAUACAACAGUCAUCAAACUUUCAGUUUUUAUCUGUUUGUCACUAUAUUACUAUAUUUGGAUUAUAUUUUUACAACAAAGAUUUAAUUACACUUGAGGAGCGAAAUAAAUCUAUUUCUGUUUUAAAUACUUUAUUUGAUUACCUCAAUAAAUCUCAAAAUGAAUCCGAGGCGAAGCUACAACUUUUAAAAAAAGUACUAAAGGGAAGUGAUCUCUACGGUGGUGGAGAAAAUGAAUCACUUGACAUAAAAUACGUUGAUGAAACAUAUCAGUACAUUAUUAGCGAGGCUCUAUUUUCUCACUAUGGAAACAUUAAUGGAUAUUUGGCUAAAAUCAUUAACAUGGCUGAUGAUAUAAAUUACUCGGUACUUAAGGAAAAGGUGUUUCAACAUCUUUCGGAAAAUUACACAAAUAGGGAAUAUUGUUCCAAUGAUAUACCGUUAGAUAAUUACGAUUCCGAUAAUAAUCCGUUAGGGAAUUUUGGUUCCAAAAAUAAUCCUCUAGGGAAUUAUGGUUCCAAUAAUAUUUCGUCAGGAAAUUAUGGUUUCAAUAAUAUUUCGUCAGGAAAUUAUAGUUCCAAACUUAACGAAUUAACAAUUCAAAAAGUUUUUGAUGAUCACAUUUGGAGAAUUUUUCCUCAACCCGAACAGGACAUGAGCAUAAUGGAAGUGAAUUACAUAUAUGCAAUGGUUGGUUUAAAAAUCAUUAGAUCUGUAUCAUCUACGUCUCCGAAUCUUACUUUCCACGAAUAUAUUCUAAUCUCCCGCGAGCUUGAUUUACAGGAUUUAAAUAACGAAACUUAUGAAAUGAUAAAAAUUUUAUUCUCAACACCAGCAUUAUUUUUCUAUGCCUAUAAUCAAAAGGCUAAAUUCCAAAAAAUAGAUGAUUUUACAAAUGGUGAAUUUUGGGCUAAAGUUUAUAAAAAUUUCUUCUCAUAUAUUAAUUCAGCUAUGGAAAAAAUUGUACAAGAAAAUAUUGAAAAUAGUUUACACAAUAAAAUUCAGUUAAAAAUGAAUAAAUUAAAAACAAGAACGUUUAUUGCUUAUGAAUUACUUUUUCUAAUAUGUGAUUAUGAAAAUAUUGCACAAGUCUCGCCAAUUCAUGUGGAAUUUUAUAAAACCUUUUAUCUUUGGAUUACAAAAUUUUUCCUUCCCAAACGUUGUGAUAAAGUGAAUCUUCCCGAUUUGCAAAAACGUUAUGAAUAUCAAUUCAAGGAAAUUGAGGAAUUAUACAAUAAAAUAGAAAGAAUUGCAAUUGAAAAAGUAUUAGUCGAUAGUGAAUUAAUAGAAAAAAUUAAUUUAAAUUCUACUGUUAUGUUUGCGCGAGUUCCUGAUUAUCAGCAAGGUUGCAAUUUAUGUUCACCAAUUCCACGAAAGGAAAAUGACGACAUUUUUCUUUUAUUCGCUGUUAAAGAGGAAAAAACUGAAUUUUAUGCUUUGCGGCAAGAGAAUAAUACAUUGUCUUUAUUAAUAAACAAAGGAAACGAACGAGAGUUUGCUAAAGCAAUUGCUAAUGAUUCUUCUCUAAAAAUGGAAAUUGCAGUAUUUUCCAAAACUCUUAAAUCUAGGAAUGAAGAUUACAGAAGUUUUAUUGCCAGAGUUGCGGAUAUAAAAACAAAAUUGUUUGUAGAUAAUUUGAAAAUGCACUAUUAUGAAGAAACGGAAGGGGAGAAAUUAUUAAAUUUUGCAAAAGCACUGAUUCCAUUUUACAGUUGUAUCGAAAGUGCAAAAGCAGGAAGAAUGGCAGAAUCUGCUUUUAGUUGUUCAAUGGAUGUUCUCAGUCUUAUUCCAUUUGCUGGAUGGGCGACAGAAUAUACAGUUAAAAUAACCAAUAGUUUGGCAGUAGAAAUUGGUAAUAAAUAUCUAAUCACCAAUACAAUUGCAAGAUCAGGAAUUAUCAGCACAUUACCAAUAAGUGCAGUAUUAAAUGAAAUUUCCACAAUUGCUGUUCGAACCAUAGCACAAGAAAUUCUCACCAAAAGUUUUUUGACAGAUUUAACUGUAGCUUCUCUUCGAACAAUUGAUCCUGGUUUUGAAUCCGUAUACCAAAUACUUCGUUUUGGUUUAAAAGGAUUAAGGAAAUUAUUCCAGAGUAUAGUUUCUAAUUUUAAGAAAAUUCCCUCAUUUCGAAAUAUGGUUGUGUCAAUAAAUUCCUUACUGGAGAAUAUAAAUAUAAAUUUACUAAUCGAUCAUACAGUACCAUUGGUUUUGUCAAAUCAAAACGAUUUUAACAUUGUUCGAUACUUUUAUCCAGGUGGUAGACACUUUUUUGGACCUACUUGCUUAACAUCAUUUGGAAACACUGCGGAAUUAAGAAGCAUCGAGGGGUAUUCAUUUCCAAUUCCAGUUGUGCAGGAAAAAUCCCCUGAUGGAAUUUUGUACAAACAAUAUAUUCCGGAAACGGAUAAAUUUUCUGAUUUUACUUUUAAAAAGGGUGCAGACGAUAUUCUCCGUCGUGUUGGAUAUUUAAUAGACACUAUGGUUUUAGAGGGACGUGAUAUAAAUAUAAUUCGUGACUAUCAUGUUUAUCAUAAUACAAUACAGUUGAGCAAGACUGCUCAAAAAACAGAAGGUCUAGUUCAAAAUCCCGUAACUGCUAGGGAAAGUAUAGUUGAAAAUAAUUUAGAAUUUUCAAAUCCAAAUAAUUUUCAAGAAAACACUAUUAAUCCACAAUUGAAUACUGCAGUUAAUAAUCCAUUUCUGAAUUCUGAAUUUCAAAUUAAUUUACGUGGAAACGUUGAAGGACACAAUUUCCCUCAGGUGACAAAUAUUGAAUUUAUCGGAACGUUGAGGGGACACAUAGCGGGAUAUAAUUUCCCUCAAAUUCCAAAAUCCGAAUUACCUAGUACUUCAAAAGGAAUUAUAAAAACGGAAUUUGGAUCUGAUUUUUCAAAUGUCGUUCAAGAGGCACCAAAAUUUAAAUUGCUUCCCGAUGACAUGAAUUUAAAAAAAAGUACAGCAAUGGAUUACAGUUAUCAAAUAGUUAAUCCAGAUGCUGUAAAUACAGUAAAAAAUGACAAUUUUGUUUCAUAUACUCAUAAAAAAUUCGAUGGAAUUAUUUCAGGAAGAAAGAGAAAACUAAAUGAAAUUUCCGAAACUCCGGAAAUAUUACUAAAAAAUCAAAAAAUAGAUGAAAAUACUCAAAAUGAAAAGAUAAGAGAUGAGAUUAAUAAUAAAAUUGAUGUUUCUACAGAAUUUAAAAAAUUACCAACUGAAAUAAAUCCAAUGUAUUAUAAAUUUAAUAUUCGUGAACCAACAUAUUCACGAUAUGUUGAUAUUCUUUGGAUGUUAAAAAAUGAUGGUUUAUCAUCAAUUAAGUUGAAUAAAGAAAAAUUUAAUUUCCUACGCAUUGCUGUUAAUCAAUUAGCUUUAUUUCAAUUAAACAAUGGAAUAAAAUUACAAAAACGAAUUAAAUUAUGGUUAACAAAAAUUGUCGUUGGCCAACAAAAUAUUGACUAUUUAAAAAAUUUAAAUGGAAGAAAAUUUUUCUUCAACGAUAUUACAUUAUUCAGUAAUAAAGCACCAGGUCCUGUUAGAAAAAAUUUAAAAUUCUAUUCCCUAGAAACAGAAGUAAGAUAUCAUUUAACAGUUGAAUCUUCAUAUGGAUUUGUUGAUUUAACAAAAUUUCAUGAUAAAUUCCAAAAUAAUUAUCUAACAUUUAAUGAUCUUUUUUUUACAGUAAGUGAUACAUUUUUUACAGCUAAUAAUAGAAUUUUAAAUAUUGAACUAAAAUGCGAUGGUGUAUUAAAAAAUACAUGGCGUUUAUUGAGAGAGCAGGAGAUUAGAAAUAUAAUUAAUGAACCAAAUAUUUUAGAAUCAUCACGUAUGAAAUCAAUUUCAAUUGCUGCUAAUUUUAUGACUGACAAUGCACCAUUAUGUACAUUUAAAGCGUCAAGAAAAUUUCUCGCUAAUUAUAUUUUAGAUACAAAAUCAAUUGGUAAUCGUGUUCCAUCUUAUGAUAAAUUAGCUGAGGAUAUAAAAAAUAUGGAAUUAAGAUAUUUUUACAAUAAUUGGCGAAUCAAAGAAAAUCGUUACAUUCAAGAUGUAUUAUUUAAUUAUAAUUUAGAUAAUAUCAUUGAAUUAUCAGAAGCAAAACGUAGAAUUCAUGAUUUAUAUGAUUUAGUUUAUUAUCAAAAUAUUCAAGAGGCAUUUGAAAAUUAUCAAAAAAUACCAAAUUAUGAACAAAAAUUUCGUUUUGAAGAUUAUUAUGUACUUUAUUCACAUUUUAAUAAUAAAUUAAUAACAAAUAAAGAUGGAAUAAGAAGAUUGGAAGUUGCAAUUAAUCGUCUUGCAUUAAGACAAAGUGCUGAUGAAUCAAUUAUUAUGAAAACAAUAACACUCUAUCAUGGUGAAAUGAUUAAUAAAGAAAUGGCUGCUAAACAUUUUCAAACAUUUAAAAAAAAUGAAAAUAUUGAAUUUGAUAAAAUGAAAAAAUUUUCAUUACCACGUGAUGUUGAAUUGGUAAAAUUAUUAAAUAAAGCACGUACAUCAACGGAAAUUCCUUUAUUAAUGGAAAUUACAUUAACAAAUCAAUUGGGUGUUGUUGAUAUUGGUCGUGCUAUUAAUGAGGAUAAAUCAUUUUAUGUUGUUAGACGACAAUUUCAAUUUGUAUUGGAUUAUAUACAUAAGGAAAAAAUUCAUGGUCAAAAUGUAUUACUUAUUAAAAUGCAUGAUGAAACUGAUCCAACGGAAACAAGAAUGGUACAAAUGGCAAAUAGACUUCAUGAACUAUAUUCAAUGGAUACUAAAUUUUUCUCGGAUGUUAAUUAAUAAUUAUUAUUUCAUUAGCAAAUUACUGGAGGCUGUUGUAUUAAAUUAAAUAAUUAAAUAAUUAAAUAAUUAAAUAAUUAAAUAAUUAAAUAAAUAAAUUAUAAAUAGAUAAAUAUUUCCAAAUUAA